AUGUAUACCUUGUACUACGGCAAUAUUGUCCACACGCCUAAGCUUGGAUCAAUCGAGAUUCUCUUGAAUCACUACGUUGGGAUCAAUGCACAAGGUACCAUCGAGUUCGUGAAGAAGGCUUCUUCCAAGGAGGAGGCUCUUGAACUCGUCAAAUCGGGCGGUAACGUCAAAGACGAAGAGGUUGCUUUUGUUGACAAUUCUCAUAAACUGGCCUCCUUCCUCAUGCCUGGCUUCAUUGACACGCACAUCCACGCGUCCCAAUACCCUAACAUCGGCAUCGGGUCUGAUCUUCCCUUGCUUGACUGGCUUAACAACCACACAUUUGCGCUUGAACUGAAGCUCAAUGGCUCAGAGGAGGGAAAACGUUUAGCCAGGGAUGUUUACAAUAAGGUUCUCGACAGGACCUUGUCGAAUGGUACUACUUGUGCUUCCUACUUCACCACGGUCAACACAGAAACCACCGAGAUUUUUGCAGACUUGGCCGCCGAAAAGGGACAGAGGGCUUUUGUGGGAAAGGUCUGCAUGGACUGCAAUGACUCGUUUCCUUCGUACCAGGAAACGUUAGAGGAAACGGUUGCAAACAUGAAGAGAUUGGUGGAUCACUGCCACAAGUUGGAGUCCAAGGGCGUGGACUGCUCCUUGGUUUGUCCCAUCGUAACCCCACGUUUUGCUCCAGUGUGUCUGAGUGAACUUCUCACGGAAUUGGGACAAAUGGUGAAGCAGUAUGACUUGCCUGUUCAAACACACGUUUCUGAGAACAAGGACGAGAUCUCGUGGGUCCAGUCUUUGUUCCCCGAAUGCCCCAAUUACACGUCUGUGUACAAUAAAUUCGGGCUUUUGAACGAGAGAACGAUCUUGGCUCACGGAAUCCAUUUGACUGGUCCUGAGCUCGAGCUUAUCAAAUCCAAGAAGACAUCGCUUGCACACUGCCCCAGCUCGAACACGUUCAUCACAAGUGGAGAAGCGCCCGUAAAGAAGUAUCUUCACGAAGACGGCAUCAACAUCUCGUUGGGCACGGAUCUUGCCGGCGGUUAUGAGCAGUCUAUUCUUGGGGUAGCCCGGGCCCUGGUUAUGGUGUCUCACCACUUGGCAAUGGACGCCGAAAAAGACUGCAAGAUAGGCGUAGCCGAGGCACUUUACAUGGCUACCGUGGGAGGCGCCAAAGCAUGCAAUUUGGGCAAUGCUGUUGGUACUUUGGAGGCAGGCAAGAAGUUCGAUGCUCAAUUGAUCGACCUCGACGUUCCCGGCACCAAUGUGGACGUUUUUGAUUUCCAGAGACCCGACGGCAACGACAAACCCGAGGCUGUGCAAGACAAGAUCCUCAACCUUCUCUACAAGUGGGUUUUCGCUGGAGAUGAUCGCAACUGCGUGAGGGUUUGGUGCAAUGGCCGUGUUGUGGUGGACAAAACCAGAGUCGCGUAG
This is a messenger RNA of Candidozyma duobushaemuli, 1422 nucleotides long. Its product is annotated as guanine deaminase. Lineage: Eukaryota; Fungi; Ascomycota; Pichiomycetes; Serinales; Metschnikowiaceae. Gene Ontology annotation, molecular function: zinc ion binding; guanine deaminase activity. The transcript has a single exon. Bases 1 to 1422 code for a protein of 473 amino acids. Gene Ontology annotation, cellular component: cytosol. The record is from RefSeq and is a predicted model, not a curated record. Gene Ontology annotation, biological process: guanine metabolic process.